Messenger RNA from Paracoccidioides lutzii Pb01, 516 nucleotides. RefSeq names its product 40S ribosomal protein S9. Gene Ontology annotation, molecular function: structural constituent of ribosome; rRNA binding. The record is from RefSeq and is a predicted model, not a curated record. Gene Ontology annotation, cellular component: cytosolic small ribosomal subunit. Gene Ontology annotation, biological process: positive regulation of translational fidelity; translation. The transcript has 4 exons. The coding region runs from base 1 to 516 and encodes 171 amino acids.
AUGUCUGACUCGGAGUUGAAAAUUGUCGGCACAUAUGGUCUCCGCAACAAGCGUGAAGUCUGGCGUGUCCAGCUUACCUUGUCCAAGAUUCGACGUGCUGCUCGUGAGCUCCUCACCCUUGAUGAAAAAGACCCGAAGCGCCUUUUUGAGGGUAAUGCCUUGAUUCGCCGUCUUGUCCGUGUCGGUGUGCUCGACGAAUCCCGUAUGAAGCUCGAUUACGUCUUGGCCCUUACGGUCGAAGACUUCUUGGAACGCCGUCUCCAGACCCAGGUUUACCAGCUCGGUUUGGCCAAGUCCAUUCACCACGCCCGUGUCCUCAUCAAGCAGCGACAUAUCCGUGUUGGAAAGCAAAUUGUCAACGUUCCCUCUUUCGUUGUCCGUCUUGACUCCCAGAAACAUAUCGACUUUGCCCUUACCUCUCCCUUUGGUGGAGGACGCCCUGGUCGUGUCCGGAGAAAGAAAAGUAAGGCUGCUGAGAAAGGUGGUGAGGACGAGGAGGAAGAGGACGAAGAGUAG